This is a messenger RNA of Hemiscyllium ocellatum (epaulette shark), 3828 nucleotides long. It is a transcript of the gene nr4a3, whose product is annotated as nuclear receptor subfamily 4, group A, member 3. The coding region runs from base 747 to 2519 and encodes 590 amino acids. Gene Ontology annotation, biological process: cellular response to corticotropin-releasing hormone stimulus; regulation of transcription by RNA polymerase II. Gene Ontology annotation, molecular function: nuclear receptor activity; zinc ion binding; RNA polymerase II cis-regulatory region sequence-specific DNA binding. The transcript is spliced from 8 exons. NCBI's taxonomy places the organism in Eukaryota, Metazoa, Chordata, Chondrichthyes, Orectolobiformes, Hemiscylliidae. The record is from RefSeq and is a predicted model, not a curated record. Gene Ontology annotation, cellular component: transcription regulator complex; nucleus.
CACUGGGAGAAAAGCAGACACAAUAAAAACCAGCUGACGUGCCGUGCCGCCGCGUGACGUAGACGGCUCGGCAGCGUCACAAUUGACGUCGCCUGCAUUCCAGUCGCUCUAUGGAGAUACCGGCGAUCAUCCAAUAGGAGAGCAGCUCUCGCCAAACUCCCCACCCCCCUUUCCUUAAACAUAAAUGACGUUCACAAAGUGAGGAAUUGUACUGUUAUCUGUCUGCACAUAAACAAAGGCACAUUGCUUUCGGAGGAGAGACCUACAAAUACAAGAGGGGCUAAAGAAGACUUCCUCGCACUUUUCCUCUAUUGAUGAACUCGCGUUAAGAGGAAGGAUCCGACUCUGCACUACAGCUAAAUCAUUUACCGGGAGUGAUAUUUUAAAGACAAGUUUUUCUGUACAACAUCCAUGAUUUGGACCGGACACCUAUACACAACUCGGACGGCUAUUUGAUUAUAUGUAAAAACGGAACCGUCACAGCAAUCAAAUCUUGGUUCGGAAGAGCUUUCCCCGCCGAGCCGGAGCUCCGAGUCACCCCAGCGAACAGCUGACAGUUCCCAGCCCGGAGGCACCACCACGACAGUGGCCGAGCCUCUGGCAGCAGCUCACCGAGCCAACAUUCAGCGUGCUACAUAUCACCGCCCUUCGGCACACACAGGUACACACUGGCACACACACUGGAGGCGACAUGGUUGUAUGUAAACAACAGAAUACACGCACAAGUGUGUCAUACACGUGAAGACAUGCCCUGUGUGCAAACCCAAUACAGCUCUUCGCCACAAGGUGCCAGUUUUGCAGCUCAGAACUACGCUUAUGCUGGGGAUUACAGCUCGGAUUUAGUGCAUACUGAAUCACCUUACAUGAAAUUUGGCAUGGACCUGGGGAGCACCGAAAUCACAGCCACCACCUCCCUGCCCAGUUUCAGCACUUUCAUGGAGACUGGGUACUCUGGCAGCUAUGAGUUCAAACCAUCGUGCGUCUAUCAAAUGCACUCUUCCUCCUCACAGAGACCCUUCAUUAAACUGGAAGAUUCUCCCCAUCACAACUAUCAGCCAUCGAUCCAACAUCAAACAGAGGACAUCAUGCCUUCGACCUCCAUUUACUUCAAGCAGUCUCCUCCAUCAACCCCCACCACGCCUCAGUUCACAACUCCACAGACCUCCUUGUGGGAUGAGCCUCACACGUUACCUCCAGUGACCCAGACUUGCAUGGCCACAGGUCAUAUCUUAGAUGCUCCAAUGAAGACCGCCCCGCCCAGGUUUCCGCUGUUUGCCUUCAAACAGUCCCCACCACACUCCCCAGCCUCCAGCAGCCACAUGUGUUACGAACCCACCUUGAACAUGUCCAUAGGAGCAGAAAGUACUUCUGCACAAGCUGUGAUGGACACUCGCCAGUAUCCCCUGCAUUUAGUCAAGGGCUCGGGUUUGGGCUAUCACCCAAUGCCCCUCAGUCAGAGUGCCCAGAGCUUGCCGUCUCCCCCCAGCCGAGGGUCCUCCUCUGGGGAGGGGAUGUGUGCUGUGUGCGGGGACAAUGCAGCCUGUCAGCACUAUGGCGUGAGGACCUGCGAGGGAUGCAAAGGCUUUUUUAAGAGGACCGUGCAGAAGAAUGCAAAAUACGUCUGUCUGGCGAACAAAAACUGUCCGGUGGACAAGAGGCGGCGCAAUCGAUGCCAGUACUGCAGGUUCCAGAAGUGUCUUAGCGUAGGCAUGGUUAAAGAAGUGGUCCGCACAGACAGUUUAAAAGGGAGAAGAGGUCGUCUGCCCUCCAAACCAAAAAGUCCUCUUCAGGAACCAUCCCCUCCCUCACCUCCAAUCAGUUUGAUGAAUGCUCUUGUGCGGGCACUUGUGGACUCCACCCCCAGCAGCCACAAUUACACUCAGUUCUGCGCUGCUGAACAGCCGACAUCUGGCGCUGAUGCUGAUUAUGUCCGUCAAUUCUAUGGCCUCCUCGCCACAUCUGUGGAGGUCACACAGAGCUGGGCCGAAAAAAUACCAGGAUUCAGUGACCUCCCUAAGGAAGAUCAGACUUUACUUAUUGAAUCUGCUUUCCUCGAACUCUUUGUACUGAGACUUUCCCACAGAUCUGCUCCAUCAGAGGAUAAGUUUGUAUUCUGUAAUGGGCUUGUCUUGCAUCGACUUCAGUGCCUUCGUGGAUUUGGUGAAUGGCUUGACACGAUCAAGGACUUCUCUACAAAUUUACAGAGCCUUAAUUUUGAUGUCUCAGCUUUUGCAUGUCUAGCAGCUCUAGUUAUGAUCACAGAUCGCCAUGGGUUAAAAGAACCAAAGAAAGUGGAAGAGUUGCAAACCCGAAUCGUCAGCUGCCUGAAGGAACACGCGUUAUUUAACAGUACCGGGGAAAACAAAGGGCAGCCAUGGUCCAAGGUGCUAGGCAUCAUACCUCAGUUGCGUACUCUUUGCACGCAGGGGCUCCAACGCAUCUUUUACCUAAAAUUAGAGGACCUAGUGCCACCCCCAGCUAUUAUUGACAAGCUAUUUCUGGAUACACUGCCUUUUUGAGACGUCUUACCUCUAUCUUCUUGGCAAGCUAGUGCACACUUCAGUGGAUUGUGAUGAAAACAACAGCUGGUGAACUGGCUUCUGUCCCCUAGAAAGCAGCUCGAACUACCCACGUCCAAGGACUUCUCCUGGCGCUUUACUCUGCAGGAUCCGAUACAUUAAAAAAAAUAAAAACUGUCUGCUUGCUGCUUAUGGGAAUUGCUGACGUGCCACUUGGGAACGAGACCCGUCAUGAUAGAAAUGAUUAUCUGACGUUUUUCAGUCUGUAACAUGUCGUCCCAACGUUCUUGGGUGAUAGGAAACUUUUUAAAAAUGUCAACAACAAAAUUGUUACAAAGGUAGUACGCUUUUUAUUGUGAUUGAUGCCUUUAGUAUAGCUCCUGAUGUGUCAUAUGUACAGCAAAUAGUGGUGCAAGAAGGCAUCUCUGAUGAUAAAUUCUGAUUUUAAAAUGCAGCGAUAAAAGGCUGGCUCUCACGUUCAAGUGCAAUUUUUUUGAAAGUGCUACAACUUGGAAAUUUUUUUUGUUGGUUUUGAUUUUUUUUAAACUCUAAUUUAUUGUAAUACUAAAAGAAUUUGAAAUACAGGAUUUGUUGGCACUAACUUUACUGACAAAGUUACCUGAACUUGAAUUAUAAUGAUAUUUGUACUGAUACAUAUAUAUGUGACGUGGGGACACUUUGUGAACCGGAAGAGCACUUAAACAUUGCUUAGAGAAAAAUAUACGGAGUAUUAAAAAAAACACACUUUUUUAAUUUUUAACAAUCUUUUAUGCAGUGUUUUAAAGGAUGAUCACAGAGCUUGGACGUAAGAAUAUUGAAGUACAAGGGCAAGAUCUUCUGAGUCAGAAUUGGUUAAUCCACCAGACUGUUUUACAAAUCAAGCAGGUCUUACUGAAUACUGUAGUUGUGAGAAUGUAGGUGCUAGAAGGGAUGCAGUCAGCUGCAUUAUACAUUCCGUGUUCGUAAAAGUUUUUGUAUGAUGUUUAUACUGUUGAUGCCAUAUACUAAUACAAAAAUACUUUUGUUGCAUAAUGUCUUUAUUUGUAUAAAGAUUAUAUGCAUGUUAUUGUAAUGGCUUUGCCUGUAUUUAUUGCGACAAUUGCCAGUUGCUCAGAGUAACUCUGCAGGCUGAAUUCAGGAACCCUAGCUGUUAAAGGGCAGUGCCUUGCUUUUGACAACGGAGUGUAUUCACAAACCAUCUCUGUGCUCCUUCAGCAUUUGACAGUGUUUUAUCGUGUUAACCUGUGUGUUUUCAGAUAUUCAGUACAUUGUACAUAGACAGAAAUGUAAAUUAAAAUAUUAAAUUGAA